UUUAUAUUGCAUUUACUUAUUCAUACCUCUUAUUUUAAAUACUCGAAAAGUGUUUUAUGAUAUUGCAAAAUGUCUGGGCAGUAUCCUAGUGGUUAUAAUAGCCCACUUGGUGGUCAUCGUGGUCAAUUCAAUCCACAACAACAACAACAACAGCAGUCUCCUCAAAUGAUAAAUACCAUGAAUCAAAUGGGUGCCGGGAACAUGGGACAGAAUGGAAUGGUCGGCGGAGGAACUGGUGGACAAAUAGGUGUAGGUAGUGGCGGUAUUAUGCCGAUGGGGGGAUAUCACCCUCAACAGCAACAGUUAUCAAGUGGCAUGGCCAUGAGCGGAAAUUUAAUGAACACGCCAAUGAACAUGCAACAGCAACAGCAACAGCAGAUGCAACAACAUGUGCAAAUGGUGCAGGGUGGUGGGCCAGUAGGUUCCGGCAUGAUAGGUGUGGGUGGGGCAGGGCCGGGUGUUGGUACUGUCCCUACGGGUAAUAUAAUGCAGCACUCUCAGCAACAGCAGCAAAUGGCGAUGUCAGUGCAACAACAGCAGACACAGAUUCCACAGGCUAACCUUGCGGGAAUAAUGCAUUCACAACACUCUACGCCACAUACCACAACGACGACUAGCAACAACAUGCUAGCCAUUUCACAGCCAAAUCCGCAUAAAGAAAUAAAUAUUGUGGCUUUGUCGCGUUUAGGACAAGAAACUGUCCAAGACAUAACAUCACGUUUUCAGGAAAUAUUUACAGCACUAAAAAUUAUACAGCCUACGGCAAAUCGAGACAACAAUACUGAAAAAAAGGUACAAGAAUACUUUCGCACUAUACGAUUAUUAUUUAAACGUGUACGAAUCAUUUACGAAAAAUGUAAUGAUGGUUAUCCACACGGCAUGGACUACACCAACGUUGAGAGUUUAAUAACAUACAAGGAGGAACAUCCCGAUCACCGAAAUGAACCGACGCAAUGUGAUGAAUAUAGGAAGGCGUUACAAGAAAACCAGGAACUUAUUGAGACAGUCAGAUUAAAAAAUCGCCAAUUACGAGAAAUAAUUGAUCGCACACGUAUAAUUAUCUGGGAAAUAAAUACCAUGUUGGCAAUGCGACGAUCAUAGUAUAUUAGUCCUUUUGCUGUUCUUUAAGUCAAUACUUGUUUUUACUAUAGUAGAAUAAAAACAAAAAGGUUUAACAUCAAUAAACACA
Anastrepha obliqua is the source of this 1189-nucleotide messenger RNA. RefSeq names its product mediator of RNA polymerase II transcription subunit 30 (gene MED30). The transcript has a single exon. Gene Ontology annotation, biological process: positive regulation of DNA-templated transcription. The record is from RefSeq and is a predicted model, not a curated record. Gene Ontology annotation, molecular function: transcription coregulator activity. Bases 70 to 1101 code for a protein of 343 amino acids. NCBI's taxonomy places the organism in Eukaryota, Metazoa, Arthropoda, Insecta, Diptera, Tephritidae. Gene Ontology annotation, cellular component: mediator complex.